AUGGCUACUACCAGCGUUGCAAUCAUCAUCGGAAUCGAAAUCAUUCCUUCGGCAGGCGCAGUCUGUUGCAAACUUAAUUCGGAGAAUAUCAGAGGACGAGACGAGAAAAGGCCUGUUCUUGCUUAUCCCUUCGCCAGGUACAUCAUCCAAUGCGUGUUUUCGAAAUCCUGGAGUUUGCGAGAUGCAGCCCUGCAAAAGCUGGCAUUGCAGAUCACUCACACGGACAUUUUGAACAUGCAGGAUACCGAUCGCUUGCUGAGUGCCUAUGUCACCAUCCUUGUUCGCACGAUCCCGGACAAGAAUGUGCAGGUCUUUCACUCGAGCUCGCUGCUGCUCAAGGCGGUUUGCAGCGACCUGAUCGGCGGCGCGUCCUUUGGUCGACCCCGCCAGGUUUCCUUGGAGCCUCUCCUUGUUCCCCUGGCAGAGCGUCUCGGCGAUGGGAACGCUCGCGUGGAGAAGACAGCUCGGGAUGCCCACUGGGACAUUGCCAGAAGCGUCGGUGCAGCAUUCGCAGCUCAGCACCUGCUGCGAGCUCCGAAGAAAAAGACAGUGCCACCACGGGUGUUCUCCUCACGCCUGCAGCUCCUGGCUGCGCUGGUAUCUGAGUUCGGUGUCCAGCCGAAGAGCCGUGAUGGAAUUGCCUUAGAACCGGCCGCGCAACUUGCGAUGGAGUGGUUCAGCAAUCCGGCAGCUGAAGUGCGGGAGAGCGCCGUCAAAUUGAUGGCGGCCUGCUACAGCCACGUUGGCCUUAGCCGCAUCGAGAUGUACCUCGCCCACCUUCGACAGGCGCAGAGAGAAGUCUUCGAUGCCGAGUUUCAGCGAGUGUCGCAUGCUAAGGCUCCAGCCCCUCCGUCUCGUCCAGCUCCGAUGUGCACUCCCGUGGCCCUAACAAACGGCAAUCAUAGCGCCGAAGAUGCUUCUGAUGCAGAGGAGUCUGAUGCAGAGAGUAUGGAAGAGUUCUUCUGCCAGUUCUGCGGCCGAGAGGAUCCCAACUUCACUCUGGCUGCGCUGGACAUCCACUACUGGCGGGAGUGUCCCAUGUUGACUGCCUGCAAGCUGUGCGAGCAGGUGAUCGAGAUCUCGAGAAUGCACUGGCACUUAAUGGAGGAGUGUGAAGCUGGUGAAGCGGCUGUGGCGCAAGCUCGUCGCUUCAGUCCAGAGAGGUACUUCUGCAUCUUUCCUCAUGGUCAUACUGACCGUCUUAGGUGUUGGUUCCUGUUUGCGAAACCUCCCGGCAGAGGCUACAAGGAGUGGCCUGUCGUCGACUGGCCCCCGGAGCUGGCUGGCCAUCCUUGGGGGCCUUGUGUGCCGCUGGAGGAAGUGGAAGAGUACAAACAGGCCGAUGGCUCCAUCUGCCUACUUGUCCACGCAACUGGUUUGGAGGAGAAUCGGUGA
Molecule: messenger RNA, 1395 nt
Organism: Symbiodinium necroappetens
Lineage: Eukaryota; Dinophyceae; Suessiales; Symbiodiniaceae
Source: the annotation of a GenBank genome assembly